AUGAGAAACGCCACGAAGGAUACUGCCGCAUCGCAGCAAACCGUGUACGCCGAUAAGAUCAAUUAUGGCGGUGUGAUAGAUUCGCUGAAUCUGAAAAAUGAGCGCAACGGUCCACCGACCACCGUACAGCAUCGGAACAGUGUUCAGCAGCAGCAGCAGCAGAAGCGAUCUUCGGUGGCGAAGAGUGGCACGGGAGCAGCAGCAGGACGUGUGUCCUCAUCCAGCGAUGGUACCGACACGUCCGGGAGCAGCUGCAGCGAUGGUGACACGUCGUCCUCGUCGUACGACGAGCCAAACCUCCCAUAUCCCGGCUUCACCGAGUUCUCGCUCAAGUACCUUGCUCAGGAUUCGAAGCCACGCAUCUGGUGCCUGCAGCUCAUCACUAAUCCGUGGUUCGAGCGUAUCUCGAUGAUAGUCAUUCUGCUUAACUGCGUCACACUGGGCAUGUAUCAGCCGUGUGUGGAUGACGCUUGCGUUACAAACCGCUGCAAGAUACUGCAGAUAUUUGAUGACAUCAUCUUUGCCUUCUUCUCGCUCGAGAUGACAAUCAAGAUAGUGGCAAUGGGCGCCUGGGGCAAGGGUACGUAUCUGGCCGAUUCGUGGAAUCGGCUCGACUUUUUCAUCGUGCUUGCCGGUGCGCUCGAGUACUGUCUGCAGGUGGAAAACCUCAACCUAACCGCCAUCCGUACCAUACGCGUACUGCGACCGCUGCGUGCAAUCAAUCGUAUUCCGAGCAUGCGAAUUUUGGUGAUGCUUCUGCUGGACACGCUGCCCAUGCUCGGCAACGUUUUGCUGCUCUGUUUCUUCGUGUUUUUCAUCUUCGGCAUUGUUGGGGUACAGCUGUGGGAGGGCAUACUACGGCAACGGUGCGUCAUUAAGCUGCCGGACAAUGUGUCACCACCGUCCUACCUCACGUCGUCUCCGCGUAACAUUUACUACCGAAUUGUUAACCAGAAAAAAAUCAAAACAGAUGUUUCCUUUUACUACGAGUUCUCCAAGGAGCAGGACUAUAUCUGCUCCAAACCCGAAGACUCCGGUAUGCACCUCUGCCAGAAUUUACCACCCUAUCGAAAUGGACCGCUCGUGUGCAAUGAUACGGCAUUGCCCUAUUCGGAGAAUAUGCCCACUGAAACGGCUUGCGUGAAUUGGAACCAGUACUAUACGAACUGUACGCAGCUUGGCAACAAUCCGUUUCAGGGGACGAUAUCAUUCGACAACAUAGGACUCGCAUGGGUUGCAAUAUUUCUUGUCAUAUCGCUCGAGGGCUGGACCGAUAUAAUGUACUACGUGCAGGAUGCACACAGCUUCUGGGAUUGGAUCUACUUCGUGCUGCUGAUAGUGAUUGGCUCUUUCUUCAUGAUCAACCUCUGCCUAGUCGUCAUUGCCACACAGUUUUCCGAGACGAAGAAGCGCGAGAUGGAACGGAUGCGACAAGAGCGGGCCCGGUUCACAUCCUCGUCAACUCUGGCAUCGAGCACAAACAACUCCGAACCGACGACCUGCUACGCCGAGAUCGUCAAGUACAUCGGACAUCUUUACCGCCGUCUCAAGCGCCGCAUCAUUAAGAAGUUACGAUUGUAUAAAUACCACAUGCAAAAGCGCAAGGAAGGACUCAUACCAUGCACGCCGGAAACGAUCACACUGUCACCGAAUAAAAUCAAAGCCCAUCACCCAAAGUGUCCGCGUAUGGGCGCUCUCCUGCAGCACGCUUCGAUCACCAAUCUGCAGCAGCAAAAGAACAAACACGAUCUGCAGUCCAAUCUGUCCAUCAAUCGGACGGGCGUUGUCGCGCUUAACCACCCAGACACGGCCAAUGUACCGGUGGACAAUCAGGUUUCAUCACCCGAGGUUUCGGAGAUUGUAUCGCUGGAGAACAUCAAGAACAAUGCGCUGAACAAUUCGACCAACUAUCUGAACGAAGACCGGCAGAAAGUGUUACUGCUAAAGAUCAACAAUGAGGAUCAAUCGAACGGACAAGAUCACCACUGUAUGCCAAGCUUGCUAAGCCCUCCGUCAGCAGGUAGACGAAGAUCGUCCGUUAUGUUUAACGAAUAUGUAGUGCUUCAUACGCCUCCAACCAUUACAGAACCACCGCAAGAUAAGAAUGUGUACUGUUUGGAGAAAAUGACCCAGGCGGGUGAUGGAAGCAUCUGGCAGGUCAACUUGCCACAUUCGCUGCAAACAGUGAGCACCGUAUUUAACGAGUACUCCGACCUCUGUCUAACAGACGCGAUGACCUGUCAGGAGCUGUUGGCAUUCUCGGUAGCCUUCUCGGCCGCUCUGCCCACAGGUCAAACUACGCUCGAAUCGUUCUACACGUCGCUAAAGCGUGCCAAAAGCACUGAACCGACCCGUUUCCUUACGGCCAACCAGCCCGGUGGACAAACGAACGCGACUUUGCCGCUGCCUGAGAUCGAGCGUCUGAGCAGUAAAUCCAGCAACGAACCUUCCCGGGCAAGCUUCGACCCGGUAACGACGGGCAUUAACAAUAUCAACAUGGAGGAGUUUGCCUGCUGUUACGAGUACUAUCAGAACCAAGGACUGGCGGAAGAAAAACCACCACAGCGCUCCAAGUGUGUGCGGGUGCUGAUUUCCGCGUGGCGUUGCUUCCGUCGGUCCUGUCACGUGACGCGAAUCGGCGUGAAAAAGCUGGUAGAUCACAAAUACUUCCAGCAGGGCAUACUGCUUGCGAUCCUCAUCAACACGCUCUCGAUGGGCAUCGAGUAUCACGAUCAACCGGCCGAGCUGACGGCGAUCGUCGAGACGAGCAAUAUCGUGUUUUCCGCCAUCUUUGCGGUGGAAAUGAUACUUAAGGUGAUCGCCGAAGGACCGUUCCGGUAUGUCGCUAACGGGUUCAACGUGUUCGAUGGUGUGAUUGUCAUACUCAGUGUGGUGGAGCUAGCCCAAGCCUACCUUGGCGAAGGACAGGGUAGCUCGGGAUUAAGCGUAUUGCGCACCUUCCGACUGCUGCGAAUACUGAAGCUUGUGCGCUUCAUGCCGAACCUACGCCGGCAGCUAUUUGUCAUGCUGCGCACCAUGGACAAUGUGGCAAUCUUUUUUAGCCUGCUGAUACUCUUCAUAUUCAUAUUCAGCAUUCUUGGCAUGUACCUUUUUGGAGGUAAGUUCUGUAAGUUUGUCGAAGAAGGCGGGAGAGAAAGGGAAUGUACUUGUCCAGAAAUUGUCUCCAAGCAUCCGCAAUGUGAAUGCGACCGUAAACAUUUCAACAAUAUCCUCUGGGCCACUGUAACCGUGUUUCAAAUACUCACGCAGGAGGACUGGAAUGUGGUGUUGUUCAAUGGUAUGGAAAAGACAAGCCAUUGGGCCGCCCUCUACUUUGUCACGCUGAUGACGUUUGGCAAUUAUGUCCUGUUCAAUCUGUUGGUCGCUAUCCUUGUGGAGGGUUUCAGCUCGGAGCGUAACGAGAGGCGUGAAAGGGAGCAGCGAGAGCUCGUAAAGGCUAAGCUGAACGCGGAAGCCCUGGCACAGGAGCAGAGCAUGGAGGUGUACGAUGAUCAGCGAAGUUUUUCCGAAUCUUCCACCACCGACAGCUACAAUGGCGGGUCCCGUGGCAAGUGGUACAGCGUCGAGGAACUCAGCAAGGUACGCAAUCUGGAUAUAAAGUGCAACAUUCAGAAGCAACGAUUACUUCAACCCAACUACGAAGAUCCGAAAAACGUGGCCCAGAAGAACAAGCGGGAGAAGGAUGUAUCCAAGUCGGAACCUAGCGCAGGCAAAAAGAAUAAAGGGAAAAAGACCGAAUCUUUAAAGCUGUACAACAUCCAGGUGCAGGAUCCGCCUAUUAUCACCACCACAGCCGCAACGCCCCAAGAUUCACCGAGCGGUACGAUGGAGUCAGGGACGAGCUUCAAGGAUUGGGAUCAGGCGGACUUUGAAAAGUACGAGCGGGAAAACUCUUCCCUACUGAAGCCACCUUCCAUACUUGGCUCGCUGAAAACACUCGACGAUCGAACCUUUUUCGAGGGUACUCCCGUCCUGAAUGAAAUGCGCAAGAAGCACGACAAGAAUCAUACCACCUCGUCCGAUAGCCGAUUGGCCGUGGUAGAAAAGCAGCAGAAAAAGUCCGAGAAACCACUCACCGAGUCGGUGAGUGCUCCGAAAGCCGUUGGAAAAGAGGAAACAGCCAAUGCGGGUCUCCAUCGGCAAGCCUCGACAGACGAGGGAGUUCUGAACAAUGGAAAGAUUUUAUCGCAGCCCAAAGGGUUCAGUGGAAAUGAUCGCCGAACGCAUGAUCCACUGCUGGAGAAAAGCAAUCGCAUCCAGAAUGAUACCCAAGGUUCCAAAACACCGAACCGCAGGCGCAGCUCGGUUCGGCGGUCGUCCUCAGUCAAGGUAGACAGUGGGGCCAGUAGUAUUGCUAGCAAUCUCAGCCUAACGUCACACCCUCGCUGCUACUACAAUAAUGGCAGCACGAAGUACUAUUUCGAUCGCAAAAAUUCGCUACGCUUGUGCGACAUCAGGACACCGAACAAUCGGCGUCGCAUGUCCUCGUUCGAACAGGCCUACCACAAGCAAUCGCCAAUGAGCAGCAUCAGAAAUCUCGAAAUUAAACAGCUACAGGACGAGCUGGACAAGAGCAAGCUGGACAAAUCGUCGAACGCGUUCAAGAUCGCGGGUAACAGCACCGAUCUGACUGGGAAGACGAUCAGAAGCGAUGGAACGCCAAAGAAAAAGGGCAAGGGACGAUUGAAGCAGUUCUUCCGCAUGGUAACACCGUAUCAUUUCGUGGAGGACCAUGAAACGUACACGCUGUACCUGUUUCCCGAGCACAACAGAUUUCGACAGAUAUGUACGUGGUUUGUCAACCAAAAAUGGUUCGAUAACGUCAUUCUGCUGUUUAUUGCACUGAACUGCAUCACACUGGCCAUGGAACGUCCCAACAUUCCACCAAACUGUACCGAGCGAUACUUUCUCUCCACUGCCAAUUAUGUUUUCACUGUCGUUUUUGCAGUGGAAAUGUUUAUCAAGGUGGUUUCAGCAGGACUGUUUUACGGACCGGAUGCCUACUUUACUUCUGGCUGGAACAUCAUGGACGGUUCGUUGGUGAUUAUCUCGAUCGUUGAUCUGCUGAUGUCACUGAUAAGCGAAUCGAGCCCGAGAAUAUUUGGAAUCUUGAGGGUGUUCAGACUUCUGCGAUCGCUGCGGCCUCUGCGGGUAAUCAAUCGUGCCCCGGGGCUUAAGCUGGUCGUUCAGACACUACUCUCUUCGCUACGCCCCAUCGGUAACAUUGUGCUGAUUUGUUGUACAUUUUUCAUCAUCUUUGGUAUAUUGGGAGUACAGCUCUUCAAGGGUACGUUCUACUACUGCGAGGGCGAAAACAUCAAGAAUGUCAGAAACAAACAGGAAUGUCUGGAGAAGGAAGGCAACGUCUGGAUCAACAGAAAGUAUAACUUUGAUGAUCUCGGUAAAGCGCUCAUGUCUCUGUUCGUGUUGUCUUCGCGAGACGGUUGGGUUAACAUCAUGUACACCGGACUCGAUGCUGUUGGUGUGGACCAACAGCCUAUCGUGAACUACAACGAGUGGCGCUUGCUGUACUUUAUUGCCUUCAUAUUGCUCGUCGGCUUCUUUGUCCUAAACAUGUUCGUCGGCGUGGUCGUCGAGAACUUUCACCGCUGUCGCGAGGAGCAGGAAAAGGAGGAAAAGAUUCGCCGGGCAGCGAAACGAGCUUUGCAGAUGGAGAAAAAGCGAAAAAGAAUGCAUGAGCCACCAUACUACACAAACUAUUCACCGAUGCGACUCUUCGUGCACAAUGUUGUCACCUCGAAGUACUUCGAUUUGGCGAUCGCUGCCGUCAUAGGGCUGAACGUGGUAACGAUGGCGAUGGAGUACUACAUGAUGCCGCUGGCACUGGAGUAUGCGCUCAAGAUUUUUAACUACUUCUUUACCGCCGUCUUCAUACUCGAGGCGGCGAUGAAGUUGCUUGCGUUAGGUGUUAAGAUAUACAUGAAAGAUCGCUGGAACCAGCUGGACGUCGCGAUCGUCAUACUGUCGAUCGUGGGUAUUGUGUUGGAAGAGCUCGAGACGAACAUUAUACCGAUCAAUCCGACCAUCAUUCGUGUGAUGCGCGUCCUGCGGAUCGCUCGCGUACUAAAGCUGCUGAAGAUGGCCAAGGGUAUCCGUGCUCUCCUGGACACCGUAAUGCAGGCGUUACCACAGGUUGGUAACCUGGGCCUGCUGUUUUUCCUGCUAUUCUUUAUCUUUGCCGCACUCGGUGUGGAGCUGUUCGGGCGGCUCGAAUGCUCCGAGGAAGUACCGUGCCAGGGUUUGGGAGAGCAUGCACACUUUGCCAACUUCGGUAUGGCCUUCUUGACGCUGUUCCGUGUGGCCACCGGUGACAACUGGAACGGCAUCAUGAAGGACACGCUGCGAGACGAUUGCGACGACGCGGCAGAUUGCGUGAAAAAUUGCUGCGUGAGCACAAUCAUAGCGCCGAUCUUCUUCGUUAUUUUCGUGCUGAUGGCACAGUUCGUAUUGGUGAAUGUGGUUGUGGCCGUGCUGAUGAAGCAUCUGGAAGAAAGCCACAAGCAGAUGGAAGAUGAAUUGGAUAUUGACACGGAGCUGGAACGCGAAUUCGAAAGAGAGCAAGAGUUUGAGGAGGAACAAGCGCUUUGCAUGCAGCUGAACGAUGAUAACAAGCAAGUUCACAAACGCCCACUAACCAAAGUUUCUUCCUUGCCUUCGAAUUUCACGUACAGUACUCCGAUCUUGGAGAAGAAGAGCAAUAUUCAACGUCGUCAGACCAUACAGUAUUUCAACCAGAAUCUAGGCCUCUCGGUUUUCAACUCAUACACCAAUAACAAUUCCUAUGACGAAACGGCGGAAAAUAACAUUAACGCCGAGGGCGAAGAAAUUUUGGAGCCGGGCCGGGACGACGGCAGCGGCGGUGGUGGUGGUGUUGUUGACGAGAAGAAGACGAACAAGAUGAGCGAGGGGCCAGAGGGCAAAGGGAUAGAAGGGUUGAACUCGGCCAAGGAGUACAACUCAAAAAAUGUUAACAAGAAAAUUUUGAUCAACAAGACAAACCUUUUCAGCAAGUCUUGCGAUGGUCGGCCUUCGGGCGAAGGGAAGCGAAAGAGCUUCAAGGACGAUGGGUGUCUCAACAUUACUAUACCGAGUGCUCCGGUGGGCGGUGGCACCGGUAAAGUAGAACCCGCAAGGACGGACGAUCCUCGCCGAGGAUCGGCCGGUCCGGUAGGGCCCGCUGAUGGUAUGGAGGGCGAUCUGGUGGAAUCGCAAUGCUCGACAAUCACCUCGUCAAGUCGAUCGCGGCAUCAAGCCGGUGGCAAGCUGGAAUCACGUCAAUUGAGUUUAGACUACGAUCCAACCAGAACCCCGAAAGCGUCCUCGGACGGGCACGAUGGAGCGCCGCUGGCCACCGAUGGUUGCCUGCCGGUGACGACACUGGGCGCAAGCACGACGUCCUCCACUACCGGGAACAGUGGCAGCAGCAAUACGACGACCAGCGGUAGCACUGUUUCGAACAAAUCGUUUCUCUCGGUUCCUAAGCUGCAGCCCAAAAGCAGAUCCGGCAGCACCAAGCAGCUGUUCAAACAGACUGCCCUGGACGAGGACGGUGAGACUAAUGAUGAGAGCUCCCUGCUGCUUCCGGUGGCCACCGUCGCCGAUAGUGGCAGUCCCGGCAGCAACCAUUGUCUUGGGGCCGGCGCUCUGCUCAGUAUACCGAGCGAGGGCGGUGGGUUCGGGGCGGAGUCGGUCAAGAAUUCGGAAUCGUGCGAAAUCAUACGAAUCAUUUCCGAGCGACGUAAAAUUUAGAGCGCAG
Molecule: messenger RNA, 7798 nt
Organism: Anopheles maculipalpis
Lineage: Eukaryota; Metazoa; Arthropoda; Insecta; Diptera; Culicidae
Gene: Ca-alpha1T
Product: voltage-dependent T-type calcium channel subunit alpha-1G
Exons: 26
Coding region: 1-7791 (2596 amino acids)
Biological process (GO): calcium ion transmembrane transport; membrane depolarization during action potential; sodium ion transmembrane transport
Cellular component (GO): voltage-gated calcium channel complex; voltage-gated sodium channel complex; plasma membrane
Molecular function (GO): voltage-gated sodium channel activity; low voltage-gated calcium channel activity
Source: RefSeq, a predicted model, not a curated record